Molecule: messenger RNA, 2547 nt
Organism: Knipowitschia caucasica
Lineage: Eukaryota; Metazoa; Chordata; Actinopteri; Gobiiformes; Gobiidae
Source: the annotation of a GenBank genome assembly
AUGCCUCCCAAAAAAGAGAAGGGUAAACCAGGAAAGACAGAUAAGGUACCUGCAGAGGCGGAUGAGAAACCUGAUCACCCAGAAGACAUCAGGCCCAUGGUGCUCACAUCCGUGACCCAGGAUCUGUUUGACUGCGUGGCUGAUGAGGAUGUUACUGGAGACAGUCCCUACAAGCUGCUGCCAAAGGACGACAUCCUGCAGGACAUCAGGAACAGAGCAGCCGUGUCUGAUUUCAGUCCUGUGAAGAAGAUCGUUCUGGACUACCCAGAAGAUGAACUCUUGCUUGUGUAUGACAGAGAUUUCAUCUACGGUCAGAGCUUCUAUUUGGUUCUCAAACCAGAAGCCAAAGAGAAAUUGCUCAAUCCUCCAAAACCACCUACACCAGAGGAGGCUAUCAUUGAGAUUAGUAAAACUCCAGAACCUAAACCCUGGGUCUCUCUUGGCAGUGAGCUGGAGAUAGAAGAAGAAUCUGUCAAAACCACAAGAGACAAGCUGUCUUACAAGUUCAGCAGAGUGCGGCGAAAGUUUGGCACAGCCUAUAGUUUCUCUGACUGCAACCCCGGAGAUGUUAAAGAUGGCUACCAGGAGUUUCCUUUGUACGAAGACAGCCGAUUCAGCAUUAAACAGCUGCAGAGAGACGCAGGGAUGCAGGCAGUGCCCCAGUGCUGCAGCAGCAGUACUCAAACACAGUGGAAAUUUAAGAAAAACAUGUGCACGCAGUAUGAGGAUCAACUGUUACAGGACGAGGAGAUCACAAAACUCCUCCAAAGUGAAAGUCUCAAGAACUUUUUGGACUCGACCAUUUCAAUGGUCUUACAAGCUCUUCAGCAGGAAGCUAUUAUGAAUGUGUUCACUGAAGACUGGAUAGGUGAGGAUGAAGACGUGAAAGUGAUAGAAGGCCUAAUGCUUUAUCAGACUUUUACGGACAAGAAGCAUCUUAAGGAUAAAACAAUCUGCUGCCUGAACUGGCAUCCAACUAUCCAUGGUGUUGUAGCUGUCUCUACGUCAGAACGUUCAUUGUGGAAGUCUCAAACAGCAAUCUCGUUCUCGUACAUCCUUUUCUACAGCCCUGCAGAUCCAUGCGCACCUCAGUUGUUACUAAAAUGCCCAGAUGACAUUUUAGCAUUUGAAUUUUCCCCGUCUGAUCCUAAUAUUAUCGUCGGUGGCUGUGUGAAUGGCCAGGUCGUUUUAUGGGACAUCUCGGCUUAUGUCGCACAUUUACAAGGGAUACAGCCUGAUGGGAAAAAAGGGUCUUUCAAAGCUUUUGAUCUGGAUGACACCAAAGAGUGUAAGCCGGUUGUGCGUCCCUGUGCUGUGUCUGACAUAGAGAAAAGCCACAAAGCACCGAUUACUGAUGUCCACUGGCUGCCGCAAACAUUUGAGGUGACAAAGGAAGGAUUACCCAUGGAGAACAAGUAUAACAUUUCAGUUCAGAUUGUCACUUGCUCUCCUGACGGUCAUAUCUCAUUCUGGGACAUCAGAGUGGCUACUCUGCUGACCCAAUCUACGCCUGAAAAAAAGCAGAAAGUGGAUCCAACGUCACCCUACAGUGCCCCUGAAACAUUCAAACACCUGGACCGGACAUGGACUCCACUGCUCCGGGUGUCUCUGCCAAAAACCGAAGGCAGUGGAGAGUAUGCGCCUUUCAAGUUGUGCUUUGAAGACUACACCUGUAGCAGUAAGAAAGGGAAGCAUGCAGAUGAGGAUGAAAGCCCAAAGGUCACACCGGACUAUAACAAGCUGAGAAUACCUUCAGCCAAAACACUCCGUGCCCGAGCAGAUAUCAACACUAAGUUCUUCAUUGGAACAGAGGAUGGAGAGGUUGUCUAUACUAACUGGAGAAUGGAAAAGGAUGACUCAGGUGGACUAGAGAGUGGAAAGCCUCAGCGUUGCCUGAGUGUUCAUCACUGGAUGGUAAACGCAAUACAGCGCUCACCCUUUUUCAAAGAUAUUAUUCUGACAGUAGGAGGCUGGAACUUUGCCAUCUGGAAGGAAGGAUUCAUGGAUCGGCCUAUAUUUCUGACGGCCUGUUCGGAGCAGCUUUUGACGGCAGGGUGCUGGUCUCCCUCCCGACCAGCCGUCUUCUUCAUCGGGAGAGAGGAUGGCAUUAUUCAGGUGUGGAACCUUCUGGAAGAGACGAGUGCGCCCUCACAGGUCCUGGAUGGUAUCAUUAGCACCAAGAUCAACGUCAUCAAACCGUGGAGUGCAUCGUCCAAACGGCACUUCCUGGCGGUGUGUGAUGACCUAGGAGUGAUUCGUGUUUUUGAAAUUCCAAAGGCGCUAUAUACACCAAUAAAGAACGAGAGUGUAAGUAUGCGGAAAUACUUUGAGUUAGAACAAACCCGGGUAGAGGAUCUGAUGUCCAGGGAAGAGGCAUGGGCCAACCACGUGGGAGAAGACAAACACAAGACGGAGCCUGACAAGUCUGAAAUGAAAGACCUGGAGGAAAAUGAGGCAGAAAUGAGGAAGGUUUAUGAAAGUUAUUUGGACAUGGAGAAGAGCAUCCUAAAGAGUAUGGGCCUGCUUAAAGAAGUUGAAGCUGAGUAA